This is a messenger RNA of Sander lucioperca (pikeperch), 4428 nucleotides long. It is a transcript of the gene ptprnb, whose product is annotated as protein tyrosine phosphatase receptor type Nb. The transcript has 23 exons. The record is from RefSeq and is a predicted model, not a curated record. The coding region runs from base 153 to 3095 and encodes 980 amino acids. Gene Ontology annotation, molecular function: protein tyrosine phosphatase activity. Gene Ontology annotation, biological process: protein dephosphorylation. Gene Ontology annotation, cellular component: secretory granule. NCBI's taxonomy places the organism in Eukaryota, Metazoa, Chordata, Actinopteri, Perciformes, Percidae.
ACACACACGCACACUCAUGCUCACACAUUUCCUCUCCAUCAGACCCGUGCAGCAGCCUCAGAGAUGGAGAGCUGUUAGAAGUGCCUCAGUCUCCGCAGCAGCAGCAGCAGCGGCCGCUCUCCCUCGUCGCUCCGGUGGAUGUUGGAUGUACCAUGAGGUCUUCGCGGCUCUGGGCAGCUCUGUGCAUCCUCCUCACGGCCUCCUGCCGUCUCUGCGCGGCCGGCCGACAUGGUUGUUUGUUUGAAAAGAAUCUCUGUCCGAGAGAUCAGCUGUGCAGCGAUGACGGUUUGUUCGGACAGUGCCAGGCUCCUCGCCAGGAGCCCGUCCAGUACCAGGUGUCUGUCCCCGUCCUGCACAGACUGCAAGAAGUCCUCAAAGACCUGAUGGUGCAAGGUCUGACCUGGAAAGACGACGUCACCCAGGCGAUCAUCGGCCGAGAGUUGAGUCGCGUCCCCACGGUUGGCUCCAAAUCUCAUGAGAAGUCGCCAAAACAGUUGUCCAGACCGUCGGGCCCCAGUCAGCGGAGGGUUCAGGGGCCCAAGGAUCCAGCUGACCCCGAGAUGAUGCAGCAGUACGUGGACUACAUGAUCCUGGACCCGUCCCGGUCCUCCGUCCACAUGCAGACGCCCCUGCUGGACCCUUACACCUACAACCAGCAGCAGUACGGCUACCAGGACGAGGAGGAGCGCUCCCUCAACUCUCUGGACGAUAACCCAGCCUUCCCGCUGCUCGCCGCCCCCGCUCGCUCCAGAUCCCGAGGAAACCCUUUGGACAGAGACAGACAGCUCCUCCAGGACCUGCUGUCCUUUUACCUCACCUCCCCUUCCUCUUCCUCUUCCUCUUCCUCGUCCUCCCCUGUGCAGUCCCUGUCCCGCCACAGAGGGGCGGUAGCAGCAGCUGCAGGAUUUCCCUCUUCGCUGUCCGCCUCAUCCUCCUCGUCCUCCUCUUUCUUCCCGGAGGUGGAUUUCCCGCUGGACUACAGCGAGGACUACGUUUCCCAGGUGGCUCAGCUCAGCAGGCAGCAGCAGCAGCAGCAGCAGGAGCAGGAGCAGGAGCAGGAGCAGGCGGAGAAGAAGGCGCAGGAAGAGUAUGACGCGCUGUCCGGACUGGAUGAGCGCUCUCUGCAGAGGCUGGCUCUGCUGCUGGAUCACUACGGCCUGGAAAUGAAGGACUUGUCCCCCGACCAGAAAGACGACCUGCCGGCCAUCGUCAAGCAGCUGCAGCUGGAUGGCUCCUACGCCCACAAACACACCAAAGAGGAAUAUGGGAAGAAUGCUGCCACAGGAAAGAAGGUCACAGAGGGUUCAAUGGCGUAUAAGACGACCGUCCCCGAGGCUCCGCCCUCCACCAACGAGCCUCCCAAACCUGGAGGAGCCCCGAAAGACCCGACCCCCGCUGUCGCAGCCAGCCGGGACAAUCUAAGGAAGGGUGAAGUGGCGGCCCACACCGAGGAGUACGGCUACAUCGUCACCAAUCAGAGCCCCCUUGUACUGAACGACGGUGUGCGAGUGCUGCAGCUGCUGUCGGAGAGGAUUGGUCUCUCCACCGGCUCCUUCAUCAACAUCAGCGUUGUGGGACCUGCGAUCACCUUCAGGAUCAGACCCAACUCCAAGAACCUGACGGCUGCAGAUGUGGCAGAGAAAGCCGUUGCCGAGAAGAACUUCCUGGAGUCUGAGACGGGCCUGAAGGUGCUGCAGAGCGGGGUGGGAGAGAGGAAUGAUGGGAAGUCAAUGCCCCUGGCGACCCGCGUCCAGCCAAGCGGCUCCCGUGCGGUCUUCGCCACGCUGGUGGCCAUGGCCUGCAUCGGCAGCAUCCUGGUGGCGGCCAUGACCGUCGCCUGCCUGCGACACCACGCCCACCGUCUGGCAGUCAAGAAGCUGGGUCUGGGACCAGAGGGGGGCACUUUCAACCACCAGGAGUACCAGGACCUGUGUCGCCAGCACAUGGCAUCCAAAGGCGCCUUCGGGCGUCUGGAAGCUGCUGCCCUCGGCGCCGUGGGAGGAGCGAGCGGAGGAGGAGGAGGAGGAGGAGGAGGAGGAGGAGGUGCGGGAGCAGGAGGAGGUGCUGGCGCGGGAGUUGGAGGAGCAGCAGGAGGCGGAGGAGCCGACUCGAGGGUGAGCAGUGUGUCGUCCCAGUUCAGCGACGGAGCCCAGCCCAGUCCCAGCUCCCACAGCAGCACGCCGUCGUGGUGCGAGGAGCCGGCCCAGGCCAACAUGGACAUCUCCACCGGACACAUGAUUCUGGCCUACAUGGAGGACCACCUGAGGAACAAGGACCGCCUGAUGAAGGAGUGGGAGGCUCUGUGCUCCUACCAGGCCGAGCCCAGCACCGUCUCUGUGGCUCAGAGCGACGCCAACGCCAAGAAGAACCGCUGCCCUGACUCUGUCCCCUAUGACCACUCGAGGGUGAAGCUGAAAGCGGAGGUCAACCCGUCACGCUCCGACUACAUCAACGCCAGCACCAUAAUUGAGCACGACCCCCGGAUGCCGGCCUACAUCGCCACCCAAGGGCCCCUGUCACACACCAUCUCCGACUUCUGGCAGAUGGUGUGGGAGAACGGCUGCACUGUGAUUGUGAUGAUGACCGCUCUGGUGGAGGACGGAGAGAAGCAGUGCGACCGCUACUGGCCCGACGAGGGAUCGUCCCUCUACCACAUCUAUGAGGUGAACCUGGUGUCAGAGCACAUCUGGUGUAACGACUUCCUGGUGCGAAGCUUCUACCUGAAGAACGUGCAGACGCAGGAGACCCGGACGCUCACCCAGUUCCACUUCCUCAGCUGGCCGGCGCAGGGCAUCCCCACCUCCACACGCCCGCUGCUGGACUUCCGCAGGAAGGUGAAUAAGUGCUACCGAGGACGCUCCUGCCCCAUCAUCGUGCACUGCAGUGACGGUACCGGCCGCUCUGGGACUUACAUCCUGAUCGACAUGGUUCUCAACCGUAUGGCUAAAGGCGUGAAAGAGAUCGACAUCGCUGCGACGCUGGAGCACGUCCGUGACCAGCGGCCCGGGAUGGUCCGCACCAAGGACCAGUUUGAGUUUGCCCUGACAGCCGUUGCUGAGGAGGUCAACGCCAUCCUCAAAGCUCUGCCCCAGUGAAAGCAGUCCUGUCUGACGGACCCCCCCUGCCCGUCGACACCUGUCUGACCUUUCUCUCUAUGACGACGACGACGAUGAUGAUGAUGAUGAUGAUGAAGAACAGCGUUGUGCUUCUCUAUCUGCCUGUCAGGUGAUUUCUUGAAACAAAAAGGUGAUGUCAAAAAAAUUUAAAACAGCUGUUAGGAACGAUCGAGCAGGUAUAUAUCUGAUUUUUAAGUGUUUGUGGCACAAAUAGGAUGCGUUCAGGGACGUUCAGAGGGUUAAAAAGUGUUGCAUUCACAGCUAAUUCGAAUAAAAAUGAAACCAGGAAGAUAAAAGAAUGAAGCUGCAUGUCCCAUCAGAAAUCCCUCUGGAGUUCAGGUUCAUUUUGGUUUCUUUUUUAUGCUUUUAUUUUAGUCUUUGAUUAGCAUCUUUUAAACUGCCUUCAACCCACAUGCAUGGUAUCUUUUUCUUUUAGCGCAAAGUCAGCUACAAGUCUGACUACUUAUUUAGUUAAUUUAACAAAGUAUAAAGCUGCCAGGAACCCAAAUUACAGGAAAAAACACCCAGGCGUCUAUAGAAAUGUACAAAUCUUUAGUUAUUAUCACUCAGAAUAUUAUUAUAGAACACUUUAAGUUUAUAAAAAAUUAUAUUUCAUUUCAUUACUUAUAUCCACAAUUGCAGCAGAAAAAAAAAAUAAAGAAAUAAAACAAUGCAUUCACAUGCAAAGUGAUUUUAUGUCUUUAACUGGUUUUCUGAGAUUUGUCGCUCACACUCUCAGCUCUGUCUCUCCACGAUAUAUAAAUAAAGUUAUGUUACUAUAAAUAAAAGGCGCUCAGUGUAUUCACAGAUGAACAGACUCCAGAGGUCAUUUUUUAAAAUGACUGUCAUGCCUCAUAAAUUAAAACCACCAACCUGAAUGCAUUUUCUGAACCAUCUGACUGCAUGUGAAUGAGCCACAGACUAUUUAAACAUCAGAAGUCCAGCCUGAAGCUCUAAUUUAAGCCAGAUUGAAGCAACCAUUUAUUUUUCCUCUUAUAUGUGGUUGAAGUUUGUUGAAAUUGUGCUGCUGUUGGGUCAUGGUCUCAGUAUGGAAUCAAAAUGAUUGAAAAUGGAUUUGAAAGCAUCCGAAGGUUUAAAGGAUUGUUUCCCUGCUCGGCCUGUAGCUUCCCUUCCUCUCCUCACACCUCUUUGUGUGCCAUUCAGAUCAUUUGAAGUCCCUGGAUAUAUUGUUGUAUACCUCAUGCAAGUCAGAAAAAUAACUAAAAAAAAUAUAAAAAAGAAAUGCUAUUCUCUGAAAAGCUAUUUUGUAUAUGUGAGAUAAAUUAAAUCUUUUUGUGUUUAAGUGCUGCAA